Messenger RNA from Leptopilina heterotoma, 2247 nucleotides. RefSeq lists its product as uncharacterized. NCBI's taxonomy places the organism in Eukaryota, Metazoa, Arthropoda, Insecta, Hymenoptera, Figitidae. Bases 1 to 2247 code for a protein of 748 amino acids. The record is from RefSeq and is a predicted model, not a curated record. Gene Ontology annotation, molecular function: nucleic acid binding. The transcript is spliced from 6 exons.
AUGGCAAAUGUAUUGGGAGGUCCUGUAAAAUUACCACCUGACUUUGAUCUUCAAGGGCAGAAUGCUGCAGCAGAAUGGAAAUUCUGGAAAACCACUUUUGAAGAUUAUUUAGUAGCAACAGGCCAACGUGAAUCAACAGAUAUAGUUAAACUGUCAAUUUUAAGAAAUAUUAUCGGCAUAGAUGCUGCUAGAACAAUGUCGACCUUCGCUAUACCAGAUAAUGAAACGAACAAGUAUAAAUCUAUGUUAGAAAUAAUAGAGAAAUAUGUGAAUCAUCGAGUCAACGAAUGUUUCGAAAGAUAUACAUUUCUGAAAAGAAUCCAAAAAGAAGGUGAACCAUUUGAACAUUUUCUGACAGAUUGUCGACAUCUUGUAAAAAGUUGCAACUACAACACGAUUGAUCCUAACGAGUCAAAUGAAGAUAAAGCAUUACGAGAUAAAAUUGUAAUGGGAAUCAAGGAUCCAACAACUCGCGAGGCUCUUCUACGAAUAGACCAGUUAUCGAUGGACAAGGCUGUCAACUUUUGUUGGACGAGUGAACAAAGUAAACAACAAAGCAUGCGAUUUCAAGAAGAAGAAGCCGAAAUAAAUUAUAUAAAGAAACAAAAUUCAGGUGAACAUAAAAUUACAACUAAAGAAAAUUUCGAAGCUGUAUGCCACCCUCCAACUAAAGUCCCAAUUAAAAUACGUAAUGAAUUAAAAACGGAAUUACAGAGAUUAGUUGAUCGAAAAGCUAUUAGUAAAGUAGAUGAAAUGAAACCAAACGCGAGUGUGAAUACAAUGGUUAUUGUUGAAAAACCAAGCGUUUUUGAUCUAUCAGAAGGAUAUCAUCACUUAGUUUUAACCGAAGAAUCCUCUUGGAAAUGUUGUUUUGCCACUCCUUUCGGUAUAUUUCGGUUCACAGUAUUACCUUUCGGUUUAUCAAACUCUCAAGACCUUUUUCAGGAAGAAGUAGAAAAACACUUCGGAGACAUAGAAAAUGUACAAAUUUGUCAUGAUGAUAUGAUCGUAUCAGGCAAAACAAAAGAAGAACAUGAUAAAGCUGUACUCGAAAUUGUAACGCGAGCAAGACAAGUCAAAGCUAAAUUUAAUAAAGAUAAAUUUCAAUAUUGCCAAGAUAAAGUCAAGUUUAUGGGGCAAAUAUUUUCGGAAAUAGGAAUGCAAAUUGACCCUGAUAGAAUCGAAUCAUUAUGUAAAUUAGAAAUCCCUAAAAAUAAAGUCGAAUUGCAAAGAAUUUUAGGUUCGUUCAACUACGUUAGGCGUUACGUAAAGAAUAUGUCUUCAAUUAUGCAUCCCUUAUAUAAAUUAUUAAAAUCCAAUUCUGAAUGGUGCUGGUUGCCGAAACACCAAGAAACCUUUGAUAAAUUGAAACAAAUUAUAAGUCAAGCACCAGCCCUCGUUCCAUUUGAUCCAAAAAGAAAGAUUGUCCUUCAAUGCGAUGCUUCUAAAAACGGAAUCGGUUGUUGCAUGUUUCAGCAACAUGAAAAUAACAUGUUGAAACUAGUUGCUUGUGCUUCUCGCACUAUGAACGAUCACGAAAUUAAUUACAGCCAAACAGAAAAAGAACUUCUUGCGAUUCAAUACGAUAUGUUAUCGCGAUCAAGUUUAAAGACGGAAAAAUAUAAUGAUCCCGAAAUGUUAAAAAUGAUUCAUUCAAUUACUACACAUUUGCCUAUGAGUAAUGAAAGAAAAGAUCAAUUUAGACAAGAGACUAAUAAAGAUAUAACCGUGAAAACUUGUUCGCCACAUUACCACCAAAGCAAUGGUCUAGCGGAAAAAGCUGUCAGUAUAGGUAAACAGAUAUUAAGAAAAAGUAUAGAAGAUAAUUAUGAUUAUAGAGAAGGUGUAUUAGAAUACAACAAUUCACCUAUUAUACAUUUAGAUGCUUCUCCUGCUCAAAUCUUACAAAGUCGAAAUUUAAGAACACAGUUACCGAUAACUAGCGAACAAUUUAUUUGUGAACCAGAAUUAUAUCAUAGUAAUAUUCAAAUGCUUGAUAAUUAUGUAAUCAACGAACAACACACUAACAGAAAUUUACAUCAUUCUCCAAACAAUGUAGAAUUUAACGACGAUAUUUUUCAAACUCCCAGAAAUUCUCCUGUUUCUAAUAAUGAUACAAACCUCAUCUCGAAUAAUGAUAAUCAUGUAUUGAAUAACAAGUCGAAUAACAGUAAUAAUCAAAUCAUCGAUAAAAUGUGUUCACGAUAUAGCCGUACUGUAAAACCCGUUCGGCGACACAAUCUUUAA